Messenger RNA from Erigeron canadensis, 838 nucleotides. RefSeq lists its product as uncharacterized. The transcript has 4 exons. The record is from RefSeq and is a predicted model, not a curated record. NCBI's taxonomy places the organism in Eukaryota, Viridiplantae, Streptophyta, Magnoliopsida, Asterales, Asteraceae. The coding region runs from base 40 to 540 and encodes 166 amino acids.
AAAAGGUUCUGCCCCCAGUUUAGUGAUCAUGACAACGAUAUGGGAGGUGUCAAGGGAAGUAGCUUUCAUAAUUACAUAAUAUUAGAGAAUUUGGAGAAAGAUCUAUGCCCCACCUUAAUGGUGCAUUUCAUACGCGAGCAGACUUCAUUAACAGGACAGGCAUACGUUUUCCCAAGCUUGACAAUGGAAACAUAUGCAAGAGGAGCAAUCGUAGCCGAUAACAUAUCUAACCUUAAAAGGAUUUGUGAUUUCAUAAGCAACCCAAAUCAUCUUAUCGUAUCUUUAUCUGGAAGGCCGUGGGUAAUAGCUGAAGACAUGCUCAGGACAAGAAGUUUCAACUUAAACUCAUGGAGCUUGCAGCCAAGGUUUGAGAACAUAUAUACAAGGAGCGAGUUAAAGGUUGUUCGAUUAGGGACAGAAGAAUACAUGAGAGCUAAAGCACUAAAAGAUCUAUAUAUGGAAUUUUGCAAUCAUCUAAAUGGACUUGCUCAGAGGUUAGACAUGGAGGAGAAGAAGCGGCAACCAUCCAUCACAAAUUAGUUGCAGUAACUAGUAAAUACGCAGUUAAAUAAUUAUGCAGGUGUGUGUUGUAAAGGACUAAAGGUGCAAGAAAUGUGUUGUAGUUUUGUGUAGUUAACACUGACAUAGCAGUUUAAUGGAACAAGCAAAGAUUUUUAUGAAAGGGGUGCAGUGCAAGUUAUCAAAUCCAUUUUUGUUAGAACGUCUACUUAAUUAUCGACUUUCACAAUGCCGUGUAUAAGUUUAUAUAGCGUUAUGGCUCUAGAUUUUGGUGUUUUAACAGAGCUAUGUCUAAGAAGCUGUUUUAUGGUUACCAAAU